Molecule: messenger RNA, 901 nt
Organism: Rhagoletis zephyria (snowberry fruit fly)
Lineage: Eukaryota; Metazoa; Arthropoda; Insecta; Diptera; Tephritidae
Source: RefSeq, a predicted model, not a curated record
AUGUAUCAACUGUACCAAGAAAAGAAGGGUUUGAUAUCACUAAAUCAUCUAACAGUCCUCAAAUCUCAUUUCUCAAUUACAGUAUCACUCGCACAACAAAGUGUGGUCAUUGUUGAGCCCACAGAGCUGCAACACACGCACAACUUGAAACACUACUCCGCUUUGCCCCUCAGCACAAUGCCUAAAUUAGAGGUCGCGCACAGCAACAUCAACAAGACACCUUCUUUCACCAGUAUUGGAAGUGGUGGAGGUGGUGUUGGCGGUGGUGAUCACGAGGUGAAACCACGAGAUCACGAGAAAGCUGAUCACCCCCUGAAAGAUGAAAAGCCCAACAACAAACGACCCCCGCGCACUCAUCGUCGUCCCCAGCGCCAGAAAAAACAGCUUGAUAAGCAAACAGAACAACAACAGCAGCAGCAACAACAACAACAACUGCAACGGCCGUCUAGACAGCUGAAAGUGAAUGCAGACGUGAAGAAAACUGAUGCUAUCACCUCCAGUGCAAAGGACUUUGACUCACUGAAUACAACUACAACUACAACCGCCACCACCACCGCCACUUCGACGCCUUCAAGGCCUGCACGAGGAGGACAUCCACUGGGGCACAAAAGUCCGGUUAAAAUGGCGAUAACUACCACCUCCUCAGGCAGUCCACUUUCGAUGGGAGUUCACGGUGGAGGAGUAGGCAACAGCAGUCGAGGUGGUGGUGAUGGCGAUGAUUGUCGAACUGGUGAAAUGGGAGUUGGUGGUCAUCUUCAGUCGAACUAUCCCACUUUUGCUCAUCCUUCAAUGCAACAGCAGCAACAACAGUCGUUUCUUCAGUGGCCACCACCGCCGUACCAUCCGUUCUACAGCAAGGCGGCCAGCUUCCAGUACCGAAACCAGACGCACCAGUCCAAGG